Molecule: messenger RNA, 950 nt
Organism: Chelmon rostratus (copperband butterflyfish)
Lineage: Eukaryota; Metazoa; Chordata; Actinopteri; Chaetodontiformes; Chaetodontidae
Gene: hprt1
Product: hypoxanthine phosphoribosyltransferase 1
Exons: 9
Coding region: 125-802 (225 amino acids)
Biological process (GO): guanine salvage; IMP salvage; GMP salvage
Molecular function (GO): magnesium ion binding; hypoxanthine phosphoribosyltransferase activity
Source: RefSeq, a predicted model, not a curated record
UGUAGCAACUGAGCUAGCCGCGUCCAUGUGUGUGCUGUCACACGGGUAAAGAGUCCGCGAAACCAGUCCGAGAAUACAUUUUGUCUUCUCUUCCUGAAGACCACGGUAGACUACAUAGAACUGAAUGGCAGGGACCAACACGGACAUGGCGACAUCCAGCCCUUGUGUUGUGAUCAGUGAUGAGGAGCAGGGAUAUGACCUGGACCUUUUCUGCAUACCAAAGCACUAUGCCUCUGACCUGGAGCGCGUCUACAUCCCACAUGGACUCAUCUUGGACAGGACAGAGAGACUGGCCAGAGAGAUCAUGAAGGAAAUGGGGGGCCACCACAUUGUGGCCCUCUGUGUGCUCAAAGGGGGUUACAAGUUCUUUGCAGACCUGCUGGACUACAUCAAGGCCCUGAACAGGAACAGUGACCGCUCCAUCCCAAUGACAGUGGACUUCAUUCGCCUCAAGAGCUACUGUAAUGACCAGUCGACAGGUGAAAUCAAAGUAAUUGGUGGAGAUGACCUGUCCACGUUGACAGGCAAGAAUGUGUUGAUCGUGGAGGAUAUUAUCGACACAGGGAAGACAAUGAAGACUCUAUUGCAACUCCUCAAACAGUACAAUCCCAAAAUGGUUAAAGUAGCAAGUUUGUUGGUGAAGAGAACGCCAAGAAGUGUUGGCUACCGACCAGACUUUGUAGGAUUCGAGGUUCCUGACAAAUUUGUGGUGGGCUACGCACUAGACUACAACGAGUACUUUAGAGAUCUAAAUCAUAUCUGUGUCAUUAGCGAAACAGGGAAGGAGAAGUACAAGGCAUGAAGAGCAGUCCGCAGGAGUUUUUAACAUAUGGUUCUAGCUUUUCCCUCCUCGGUUCAUUUUAUAUUUUAUUACGUCAUAUUUGUGUCGUAAAAGUACUCUGCCUGCUCAGGGUCCCUGAGGAUACACUGAUGGAGUCAUAAUCCUGACG